AUUUUCCAUGUGAGGGCCCAGAAAUUUAAUAAGACACUGGCAAUUUAAUUGUCUUCUUUGUCAAUUAAAACAGAAAACAAAUGUGUUGAGGUUCAGAGUCUCUGAGUUUCAUUCACUUCUUGCACAAAUUUCUCUGUGUAUUUGUUCUUCACUCAGAUGAAAUUUGAUAACAAAUCAAUGGCAAUCAAAGUUCAUUCAGAGAAGAAGUUGAAGAUAAUGGUUGGUUUCUUUCUGUGGUAGAUUUGGAAGUGUUACAGAUACAUAUACAAAAAAAGGAAAAAAAAAAUGUCGACAGAAAACAAAUGUUGCAUUUUGAUGCAAAAGUAUGAGUUGGGGAAAUUACUUGGCCAAGGAACCUUUGCUAAGGUUUACCAUGGCAGGGAUCUCAAGAACUCGCAAAGUGUUGCUAUAAAGGUUAUCGACAAAGAAAAAGUUUCAAAGGUUGGUUUGGUUGAUCAGAUAAAACGAGAAAUUUCGGUGAUGAGACUCAUUAGACACCCUCAUGUUGUGAGGCUCUUUGAAGUCAUGGCAAACAAAAACAAGAUUUACUUUGUAAUGGAGUAUGUGAAAGGUGGUGAGCUGUUCAAUAAGCUUUUAAAAGGCAAGCUCAAGGAAGACGUUGUUCGAAAAUACUUUCAGCAGUUGAUUAGUUCCGUCGACUUUUGUCAUAGCAGAGGUGUUUAUCAUCGUGAUCUAAAGCCGGAGAAUCUUCUUUUGGAUGAUGAAGGUGAUUUAAAGGUUUCUGAUUUUGGUCUGAGUGCUCUCACUGAGUCUAAGAGGCAGGAUGGAUUACUUCACACCACUUGCGGCACACCUGCUUAUGUUGCUCCGGAAGUGAUAAGCCGACGAGGAUAUGAAGGAGCGAAAGCCGAUAUAUGGUCAUGUGGAGUGAUAUUGUUUGUUCUUUUAGCUGGUUAUCUUCCUUUUCAUGAUCAAAAUCUAAUGGAGAUGUAUAGAAAGAUUGGAAAGGCGGAAUUCAAAUGUCCGGGUUGGUUCCCUAGUGAUGUGAGAAAAUUGUUAUCUAAGAUCCUUGAUCCAAAUCCUAGUACAAGGAUCACAAUUGAAGAAAUUAUGGAAAAUUCUUGGUUUAGAAAAGGAUUUGAUUACAAACCAAUGAUGAUGAUUAAUGAUACAAACACAGAAGCUGCUGAAGAAGUCUUGAAUUCCAGUGAGAACAGUCCAGUGAUGAAACCGACAAGUUUGAAUGCUUUUGAUAUUAUCUCUCUUUCAGCUGGUUUUGAUCUCUCAGGUUUGUUUGAGCAAUCUGAUGAUAAAAGAGAUGCAAGGUUCACUUCAAGUAUGCCGGCUUCAACCAUAAUUUCAAAGCUGGAAGAUGUCAUGAGAAGGUUGAAGAUUCGGGUCAGGAAGAAGGACGGCGGAGUUCUGAAAAUGGAAGCAUUGAAAGAAGGAAGAAAAGGCACAUUAGCUAUCGAUGCAGAAAUUUUCGAGGUCACACCAGAGUUUCAUUUGGUCGAGAUAAGCAAGACGAAUGGUGAUACUUUAGAGUAUCAGAAGCUGUGGAAGCAAGACAUAAGGCCUGCAUUGAAGGACAUUGUUUGGGCAUGGCAAGGUGAGAAAUGAAAUAAGGAUUUUGGUUAUCCUUAUUCUUAAUAAUCUUUUGUUAAUAUUUUGCCGGUAUUAUUAUUCUCUACUGUUCCAGAAUUAUCGGUAUGUUGAUAGAUGUUUUCCACCAUCACCUAAUGCACACACACACACUAGAGCUAGAAUAAUGUUAGCUUGGAGAAGAACAGAACCGGCAUCUCUAGUUCUCAUCAGAGAAUAGUUUUAGCAUUAAUGUCUCUCAUUGGAGAAUUAAAGUUGCAUGAGUUUGUUCUUCCGAGUCUUGUCAAUGAGUACUCAUACUUUGUUCCUUCUAAUCAAUGA
Molecule: messenger RNA, 1884 nt
Organism: Dioscorea cayenensis subsp. rotundata (Guinea yam)
Lineage: Eukaryota; Viridiplantae; Streptophyta; Magnoliopsida; Dioscoreales; Dioscoreaceae
Product: CBL-interacting protein kinase 18-like
Biological process (GO): signal transduction; protein phosphorylation
Molecular function (GO): ATP binding; protein kinase activity
Source: RefSeq, a predicted model, not a curated record